Molecule: messenger RNA, 3144 nt
Organism: Branchiostoma floridae (Florida lancelet)
Lineage: Eukaryota; Metazoa; Chordata; Leptocardii; Amphioxiformes; Branchiostomatidae
Product: hemicentin-1-like
Exons: 16
Coding region: 1-3144 (1047 amino acids)
Biological process (GO): cell-cell adhesion
Cellular component (GO): cell-cell junction
Molecular function (GO): cell adhesion molecule binding
Source: RefSeq, a predicted model, not a curated record
AUGCUGUCCAUACUGAUAGUUUUGAGCGUCUUCUUUCUGAGUGAGGAAACGAUCGUGUCAGGAGCAACCAUCACCAACAACGAGCCGACCUACUACGUGGUGGAAGGAGGAUCAGCCUCGUUUCCAUGGCGAUAUACAGUGGGAUCUGGGGAAACGUUAAGGAGAAUAAAUUGGAUAAAAACAAGUUCCGACCCUGUGGUUGACAUUUUGGAAAUAGACAGAAGUGGGAAUGCCUACAUCUACUCUGCUUAUGUUGGCCGAGCUACAACAACCUGGACAAGCACCAAUGGUGAGGCCAGUCUUCAGCUGACCGGGGUCACGUCUGCAGAUGUUGGGGUCUACAGGUGUUCUGUCACUGUUGACGGUAUCGGUAGCAAUCCAGCUGAGGAAAGUACACAGCUCAUACUCGCAGUCCCUGCCAGCAUCACCACACCCCCACCCGGUACAACCCGUGUGAAACAAGGCGAGUCUGCCACAAUCAGCUGUCCUGCUGAGGGAACUCCUGACACCUUCAGCUACACAUGGAAGGAAGGUACCAGGGUCAUUGACCCCAGUACAGAGGACCAGUAUAGUGAGGAUAACGGUGUUCUCACCAUCACAAAUACCCCAAGAAGCCUACACGAUACCACCUACACCUGUGAGGUGACCAACAAUGUGGGAAUGCCUGAUACAGCAUCCACAGUUCUCAGUGUGGAAUAUGCCCCUGAGGUAUCGGCUCCAAGUGAGGAAACCGUGACUGAAGAUGAGACCCUGACUGUGGAGUGCACGGUGUCUGCCAGACCUGCUGCCAGUGUGGAGUGGAAGAAACAGGGCAGCAGCACAGCUGUCUCCUCUACAGCACAGCUGUCCAUCUCAAACAUCCAGCAGGCAGCAGCUGGCACGUAUGUGUGUACAGCAACAAACACAUUCCAUGAUGGCAGCGCUGGAACUGGGACAGCAAACACUGUCGUCACUGUGCAGUACAAGCCCUCCCAGCCAACUGUUGAGAUCACCCCAAACCCAGUAGUAGAAGACCAGACAGUGACCCUGACGUGCAGCUCUGACGACUCCGUCCCACCUCCAGCCUCCUACUCCUGGACACGAGAUGGACAGUCUGUCUCCCACAGUGGAGGAACUCUGACCUUCACCAAUGUACAGCGUGGUGAGGCUGGACAGUACAGGUGCACGGCUACUAACGUGGUGGGGACGUCACAGGAGAGUGGUGCUGUGGGACUGGUGGUGAAUUACAAGCCCUCCCAGCCAACUGUUGACAUCACCCCAAACCCAGUAGUAGAAGACCAGACAGUGACCCUGACGUGCAGCUCUGACGAGUCCGUCCCACCUCCUACCUCCUACACCUGGACACGAGAUGGACAGUCUGUCUCCCACAGUAGAGGGACCCUGACCAUCAACAAUGUACAGCGUGGUGAGGCUGGACAGUACAGGUGCACGGCUACUAACGUGGUUGGGACGUCACAGGAGAGUGGUCCUGUGGGACUGGUGGUGAAUUAUGAACCGUCAGGAACCACUGUCACACCGAGUACGGCAGUAGAGAAAGAAGGAGACCCCCUCACUCUUACAUGUACGGCUGACGGGAACCCUGAUCCAACCUUUACAUGGAGCAAGGCCCCAGGACCAAUCCCAGCAGGCAUUGCCAACAACAAUACCACACAGAUCACAAGUCUCCACAGAAAUGAUGCAGGCACAUAUACCUGUACAGCUGACAACGGCAUAGGACAAUCUGACUCAGCUACAAGCAUUGUGGAUGUGCUGUAUCUGGACACACCAACACUGAACCAAACCUCACCUGUGACCGUGUCAGAGGGAGACUCUGUAAGCGUCAGGUGUUCAGCCGUUGCAUAUCCUAUUGCUGAUUCCCCCGAGUUGAUAGUAACCGCCACUCCCAACCCCGUGCACGAAACCCAGUCCGUCAGCCUGACCUGUGAGGCAAACAGUAACCCUGACGUCACCUCCAUGACGUGGAUGUUUGUGGAGACAGGAGAAACUCUACUACAGCAGACUACAGGAAAUUCUCUCAUCUAUACCAACAAUUUUGUUAGUCAUGAAAAUGCAGGUGUCUACAGGUGUACAGCUGACAAUGGUGUGGUGGGAUCACCUGUGAGCAAGGAAACUACUCUCAAUGUCAACUUUAUCCCAAUCUUCAACCACACCAGAGACAGGUACGCCAUAGGCAGGUCCCAGCCUGUCACACUGGAAUGUUCUGCCUUCGCCUACCCGCCACAGAUAGUCUACACAUGGAUGAAGGGUGGAUAUGACAUCACUGGUAAUGCCACCAGCCAGGAUGGAGUCAGCACUUUCUACAUAGCAGACGUGGAGAGGGAGAACUAUGGGGACUACACGUGUACCGCAACGAAUGAGCAUGGACAACGGGCAACAGUUAUUCAACUGGUGGCUGAAACCAAACCAGAACCUUCCACCAACCUUGACUACACUAAGAAGACAGCAGCAGGCAAUGUCACCUUGAUAUGGACAGCGGCGUCUAAUGGUGGUCUGAAGACAGAUCACACUGUACAGUACAGGCUGGACGGAACUACAGACUGGGUCAUUGUCAAACAAGUCACUGAGGAAGCUUCCAAGAACAGACCCGAGUUCACAGAGAAUGUGAAACUCCCUGGAAAAGGACAGUACGAGAUCCGCAUCCAGGCAGAGAACAGUCAGGGAGCUGUGUACUCUAACGUCAUCCAGGUUCUGAUAGAAGACAACCGAAUCCUGUAUGGAACCCUUGCCAUCACCAGUGUUCAGUACAGCAAGGGGAUUUGUGAUGGAGAGCUUUCAAACAGGAUAGUAACACAGGUGAACUCUAUAUUUGAGCUAUACAAAGGCUAUGAAGGAGCAGAGGUGACAGGCUGCAGAUCCGGCAGUGUCCUUGCUGAUUUUGAGGCUACUGUGGCCCAAUCUGAGUCGGCUGCAGCCCAGACCAGUUACACUAGUAACUUAAUAGAUGGUCAGUUGGGAAAUCCCGAUGAGAACGGAUUCACUGUUGAUCCUGAAAACAGCAGGAUUAGUGAGACCGAACCUGCGGAUAUCAGCGGAGUCGACUCAACGGUUAUAAUCAUAGCUGUGGCGAUCAGUGCUGUGGUGCUGAUUGCCGUGGUUGUUGUUGUCGUAGUGAUUGCGAGAAGACAUGCAGCCCGUGGUGGAUAA